AACGCCGAUAUCAUGGCGAUCUCCGUAUUGCGUUCAGACUGUUUCCUCUCGCAGUUUCAGCUCGCCUUUGUCCGCCCUUUCCGUAGUCUCGAUCUCAAACCCUCAUAAACAUGUCCUGGCAAGCAUACGUAGACAACAAUCUCGUUGGCACCAAGAAGGUGACUCACGCCGCGAUCUUGGGAAAAGCUGGAGGUGUAUGGGCUAAAUCUGCAGGGUUCACGAUCUCAACGGAGGAGCAGAAGGCAAUCAUCGCUGCGUUCACGAACAAAGAGAAAGUUCAGGCCUCUGGCUUCCGCGUCGCUGAUCAGAAAUACUUCUUCGUAUCGUCGGAUACCUACGCAGAUGAUCCGAACCUUAUUGUCGUACAGGGCAAGAAAGGGGGCGAUGGUGCUGUGCUAGCGCAAACGAAACAAGCUGUCCUUGUUGCUACAUACGUUCUGCCUCAGACAGCUCAAGAGGCAGGCAUGACAGUCACCGGCGUUGGAUCAUACCUCGCUGGUCAAGGUUACUAGCCUCCGUUGGGAGAUGAUCGCAGGGGAGAAAGAAGAUCCAAGGUGUGCUAUUAUGUAAUCGUACAGCUCAUAGAUCCAAUGCAAUUUACUGGAUCCAUUUCAAAGUCA
Messenger RNA from Suillus paluster, 620 nucleotides. Its product is annotated as profilin. Bases 111 to 512 code for a protein of 133 amino acids. The transcript has 4 exons. Gene Ontology annotation, molecular function: actin monomer binding. NCBI's taxonomy places the organism in Eukaryota, Fungi, Basidiomycota, Agaricomycetes, Boletales, Suillaceae. The record is from RefSeq and is a predicted model, not a curated record. Gene Ontology annotation, cellular component: cell cortex.